CUCGUGUGCUAAUUAUUGUUGCUGCUAAGGCAUUACUGUUAAGUUACAACUAUUAGUGAGGGAUAUGGGCCAACUCUGUAAGGGCCAGCCCCCACCAUGCUGUCAAGGAGCUCGUACUUUUGGAACGCAGUUAACUGAUUCAAGGUGCUAACUGCAUAAACUUUUUCACUGAAGGCAAUCGGUCAUAAUCAGUGAACAGCAGGUCAAAAUUUUUUAUUGGAAGGAUUUCUCGGGGUAGAACCGACUAACUGGAACGUACGUACACAGGGCAGGAUCAGCUAGAUUUGCCACUGUUCUGCCUGGGAACCUCGCACAUGCGCGCGCAGAGAUCAGCCUCUCCCCCGGCGGCGGCGGCACGGUGGACAUGUCCCACGUAGAGUGCAAGGACCCGGAGCCACAGCCCUUCUGGGACAGCAAGGAGCAGCAGCACGGCGAGGAGAGCCACGAGGAGGAAACUGGUCGGGGGUCAUCUAGUGCCAACCGUCAGCUGAUGAUGCUGGAAGGGAAGUCAGGACCCUACUUUUCCUCUCUGGACUUGAGCAUCAACACCCUGAAGAAGAGGGCUCAGGAGCUGAUUGAAAACAUCAACGAGGGCAGGCAGAAAGACUACACAUUCAUGACCAACUUCAAGGACAGCCUCAAGAUCAAGGUUUCGGACCUGACAGAGAAGGUAGAGGAAAGGAUGAAUCUGACUUAUGAUUCCCACAACAGUAUCAUUCAGGAAAAGCUCAAAGAGUUCACCCAGAAAAUGGCAAAUAUCAGCCAUUUGGAAACAGAGCUCAAACAAGUGUGCUACACUGUGGAGUCGGUGUACAAAGACCUGUGUGUCCAGCCUGAGGCCACUACUUUGGAAGAAGAACAGAGCCACAAGGACAGCGAGUGCUGAUGGCUUCCCAAAAAGUGCCCUCUGUGACAGCCACCAAGAGAAGGCUCAGAGGCCACCAUUUGGACACUGCUGAGAAAAUUAUUUUGCACAGUUCUGUAAUGCAUCUUGGAAAAAGAAAAAAGUCCUGGGGGUGGAUCUAAAACUUCAGCAGGUCCGGCCCUGCUGCCAAGGGCCCAGCUUUGGCACUGCCCACAUUCGGUAAAUUCACCCCACCCUAGGUCCACACAGUUGAUUAAACGUUUGAUUUUCAACCCA
Molecule: messenger RNA, 1141 nt
Organism: Manis pentadactyla (Chinese pangolin)
Lineage: Eukaryota; Metazoa; Chordata; Mammalia; Pholidota; Manidae
Gene: SYCE2
Product: synaptonemal complex central element protein 2
Exons: 5
Coding region: 365-886 (173 amino acids)
Biological process (GO): synaptonemal complex assembly
Cellular component (GO): central element
Source: RefSeq, a predicted model, not a curated record